Periconia digitata is the source of this 1937-nucleotide messenger RNA. Lineage: Eukaryota; Fungi; Ascomycota; Dothideomycetes; Pleosporales; Periconiaceae. The record is from the annotation of a GenBank genome assembly.
UAUGAUUUUCCUGGAGAGAAAUUCGAAUGUGAGAACAGCAAAGGUCUAUGCCGCCUUUUCCAGCGAAGAUUGCCAUCCUUGGAGGGAUGAACCUUACAAGGACUCGGAUGAGCGCAACACCUGGUGCUACCUCGUCACCGAAUUUAUCACGGGAGAAACUCUGCUUGAUCUGCAGACCAAGGAAGAAGAAGAUGAAGAAAAGAUGCUUCGGCCUGCCGUCCAUCGCAAAAUUGCAGCCAUGUUUGCGGAGCAGUUUCAACAACUGCGUAGCGUCCCGCCUCAAUCUCACUACUAUGGUCGAAUCAAUAACAGGCCAUUUCCUCGCCUAGGUUCGCUUGACAUUCCCAAAGACCCGGACAGUCAUAAGUGGGGCGGGCCUUACGAAUACGAUGAAUUCUUGGAAACAGUGAUGCAUACCUCGAUGAUGGCUCUUGCUAUCCAGAAUAGUGACAGUGGCAGUUUUGAACCAUUGAAAAGGCAUGCGUUCCAUCAAGCAAAAUCCGUUCUUGGAAAAUCCGAGCCCGAUUAUCGAGUUCCUGUGCUACAACACGGAGAUCUUCAGGCGCACAAUGUUAUGGUCAAGCUUCUUUACGACAAGAAGGGCCAUGCCUUCGAUGUUGAAGACUUGGUGUUCAUUGACUGGGAAUAUAUGGCCUGGGUUCCACCUUGGUUUGAGCUUGGCGGCCUCAUACGCAUCAGCAUUGCGGGGGAUAGAUUAGCCCCUUCUGUUGUGGAGCUUGCAUUGGAUCAAUUAAAGUUCAAUAUGGCGCCUGCAAUUUUCUGGGGUUACGGUAUCCACCGGCAUUACUUUAGGUAUAACCACUUUUAAAAGUAUUCGGUUGUUCAUCUUCGACAUCAAGUACAACAAUAGCGAGGUUCAAAUUCGGUACGCAUGACUAAGAAUGGGGAGAUUCCCAGUGCCUCUACAGAGAAAUGACCUAUUUAAAAUUAAAUAAAAGUAAUUGCCACAUUACUUAGUGAAACAACACCUCUACCAAACGCCACAUGCAACGACAGAGUAUACACUCGAUUUGCAUAUCUAACCCUAACAGACAGCUUGAGAGCAGUUGAAUCUCAAAAUAUGCGCUGUCAUGCUUAAUUUCCUCCAGACAUCUUUGUGCUCAACUUCGAUAUCUGUUUCUCUCAGGUAUCGUCGCUGCUGGAGUGCGCAAUACUCAAUUCCUGAUCUGCUUGCGAGGGCUUGAUUGGCUGCAAGUCCCGCGUAAACAUCAGAUGUCUUUACGAGGCUCAAAGCUUCUGAGAUGGAUCGGCCAGGGUAUUCCUGGCACAUGUUUUUGCAGAGCUUCAAAAACUUUGUACGAAAAUCCAGUCUGAUGAUAGAGCCCAUACGUUUGGCUCCGGAUAGUUCUCGUGUUCUCUCAAACACGAAGUGCACUUGUCGAUUUCUCUCAUAAAUCCAGUCAUAACUUUCCCGACCAUUCUUCUCCUUACUCCGCUUGUUCUCACCUUUCUCAACCUGUAGAUACAGAGCUUUUCUAGCUGGUUCAUCCGGAUGAUUGGCGAGCCAUAGAUCACGCAUCAAAUCUUCACUACCGUUAGAUUGCGUAUGUGUUUGCUCCGUAGCAGCUACUGGUGAGUCUCCUUUUAUUGCCGCAUUCUCUGCUGGUCUAUUUCUCGGGUUUCCACCAGAAUUUUCUGCUUCCACUGAUUUAGUAUCAGUUGCUGGUGAUGUUGUACGGUUUCGGAUGGUGCUGCUAUCAGAAGUUAUAUCCUUCUGUGUGGUGUUCAUCAUUACUUUUUCUGGCAUGCAGGUCUGCCAGUCGAAUUUAGCAUUGUUCUCAAUUAAAACAUCGAUUAGUUUCCUUACAUAGAGACAAACGAUCUUGAAUACAUGAAAAAUCCUUUGCGUCCAGUUGAACGGGGAAUAAUUGUAAGAUAGUGGGGACAAACUCGGAAUGAUUCGGGGUUGAGUGCCC